AUGUCAGGUCAGGUUGUUUUCUUUAAAAAGAGAGAAAGAGAGAGAGAGAGAGAGAGAGAGAGAGAGAGAGAGAGAGAGAGAGAGAGAGAGAGAGAGAGAGAAAGCUCACCAGGAGUCCUCGCCGGAGCCACCGCACGCCAGGACGUCGUCAAGCUCGUCAUCACCAUCAACCGCAGCUCGAGGCCAUCAUCGUGUUCCUCUCGUCAAGACGAAGCCGUAGACACCAACCGCGUCACGAUCGGAGCCCGGACGAAGCCGUACGCGCCUCCGGAAGUUUCACCUCCGCGCGCGCGUGAGUUCCACGCGCCGCCGCCGGACCACCGUCCUCCGCCGCAGCUCCGCCGUCGCCGCCGGCCAACUUACCGAUUUGGAGUCCAUUUGAGCAGCUGGAGUUCAUAUAUACCACUUCUCUUCAUUGCUAAGGUGAGACCGACGAGCAGGAGUGAUUAUCGGACUGGUGCUAUUGGGCUUUUGGGCUUCUAUCGUUUUAUCGCUUUUAUCGUUAUCGGGCCUCCAGGCCUUUGGACUUUUAUCGCCUACGUUAUUCCUAUUUCAGACUUUUGGUUUAUAUCGUAUUGUAUAGUUCGGAUGUUAUCGAUGUUGGGCUUUUAGGCCUUUUGUUACCGUAUCGACUAUUAUAUUAUAUGUUGUAUUAUUAUUUUAUUUUCGCUUUUAUCAAUUUAUUUUAUUUUGAAAGUGGCGGGUGUCACAUUUUGGUAU
Molecule: messenger RNA, 720 nt
Organism: Brassica napus (rape)
Lineage: Eukaryota; Viridiplantae; Streptophyta; Magnoliopsida; Brassicales; Brassicaceae
Exons: 6
Coding region: 1-612 (203 amino acids)
Source: RefSeq, a predicted model, not a curated record